AAUCUGGUCAUAAAUAUUUUGCAUUUUCAAAUGCACGUAUAACAAAACUAUAAUUUACACGAAUGCAAGUUUUCUAAAACCAAAAUAUGCAUAUAGAUUCUUAGAUCAAGUUUGGGCUUGGAACAUAACAUCAAAUGGUAGCCAUACGGGCCACUAAAAAUGCAGAGGCAUUUACUAUUUCGUAAUUGCUUUUGCUUUUCUCUAUCUUGACUCUUUCAACGAAAAUUCGCGCCAUAAGCUCUUAAGCCCCUCUCAUUCAAUGGUUUACAAAUGACGAAAGAAAAAGAAAAGACAAAGCGAGAAACAAGACAGGAACAGAGAAAAUUAGUAAAUCACAUCAGCAAAAAAAAAACAGAGAAGCUAUUUUGGUUAUUACUGAAAAUUUUAAACUAAGUUUUUAGAAUUCCGGCGGCCUAGCUCCUGUUAAGUAAAUGGCCGUGGCCUGGCUAAUUUGGCCGCUCAUGCUAUCUCUCACAGCACUUUCUGCUAACUCGUUAACCGAAGCAGAAUCGUUGUUGAAAUUCAAAGAGUCAUUAACCAACACCAAGUCUCUCGAUUCUUGGACACUAGAUUCAGAGCCUUGUGGAGGAACACAAAGAUGGUUCGGAUUGCUUUGCAACAAAAACUCCGUGUCUGGCCUCCAGAUCGAACAGAUGGGUCUCACGGGUAACAUCGACGUUGCACCCUUGUUAGACCUACCUGGUCUACGAACCAUAAGCAUAAUGAACAACUCCUUCUCCGGUAAAAUACCAGAGUUUAACCGAUUAACAUCUCUAAAAUCAAUUUACUUGUCAAACAAUCGGUUCUCCGGUGAUAUCCCUUCUGAUUAUUUCGCAAGAAUGCGUUCCCUGAAGAAAGUGUGGCUGUCGAACAACGAGUUCUCUGGCCACAUCCCUCUCUCACUGGCCACUACAUCACCACUAAUGGAGCUACACCUCGAAAACAAUCAAUUCAGUGGGAUUAUACCGAAUUUCACCCAACCGGGUUUAGCGGAUGUCAAUCUCUCAAACAACCGACUAGCUGGAGAAAUUCCACCCGGUUUGUCAAGAUUCAACGCUAGCAAUUUCGCGGGAAACUCUGACCUUUGUGGUGCAAAGCUAGCAACUACCUGCACCCAGCCGGGGAUUUCGACUGCUCAGAUCUCAGCAGACGGAGACACGAAAGACGAUUAUAAGAGCAAAUACUAUAUUGCAUUCGGUAUACUAGGGUUAUUUUUCAUCCUUAUCAUAUUCUUCUUACUCUUCCUAAAGAAGAGGAAGGGGACCCUCAGUACCUCUGAACAAGACAACACCGAGGAUCAACAGAUUCAGGUAACCAUCGAAGGACCAAGAACUGGCGGCUCGAGGCAGGGCAUGCCCAGCAGUUUCCGCGAGCUGAGGACGGAUUUGGUGAUGGUGAACAAAGAAAAGGGUGUAUUCGAUCUAGAAGAGUUACUAAAAUCAUCAGCGCACGCCCUCGGAGCUCCAGACGGCCACCCUACCACCAGCGGCGGAAGCGUGGGAUCCGCCUACAAGGCGGUGAUCGCGAGCGGAGUCAAGGUGGUGGUGAAGCGAGUGACGGUGAUGAACGAAGUGAGUAUAGGCGUAUUCGCCCAAGAGAUCAAGAACCUAGGAAGCUUGCGUCACAAGAACAUACUAACCCCUCUCGCUUACCACUCACGGCGAGACGAGAAGCUUCUAGUGUUUGAAUUCAUCCCUAACCUAAGCCUGCUUCACCGAUUACGCCGCCGCGGUGGCGGCGUAAUAGGUGGAGAGGAUGAUUCUAACCUAGACUGGCCUUCGCGGCUCAAAAUCAUCCAAGGGAUCGCGAGUGGGAUGUGUUACCUCCACAGAGAGUUACCGUUCCUAACGUUACCUCACGGAAACCUAAAAUCGAGCAACGUGUUCCUCGCCGACGACGGCGAGCCGCUGAUCUCCGAGUUCGGGCUCCAGAGACUGAUCAACCCCGACGCGCAGUCCCAGUCCCUCGCCGCGUACGACUCCCGCGACGCAACCGUCUCCCCGAAGUCCGACGUGUUCAGUUUCGGCGUCGUGGUGUUGGAGAUCUUGACGGGGAAGAGUCCGCCGCCGGAUCUAGCGGGUGGCGCGAAUCUGGCGGAUUGGAUGGAUCUGAUUGAUCCGACGGUUGUAACCGCCGCUCGUGGUGAUAAGGUGGUGUGGGAUGAGAUCGAGAAUGUUCUACGGAUCAGUGUGAGGUGUAUCGGAGAAGAUCCGGAUCGGCGGCCGAGUAUGAUUGAAGUCGUUGACGAACUGACGAUGGAUGACUUCGUUUCUAUUGAAACUUAGUUUUUCCACAGUUGAUUCUGGGAUUCGAUGAAUUCCAGCCGUUAGAUUCAGGUAGGUUCACCAUUUUUUAUUUGUUUUAAUUCUCUUUAUCUUUAUAUUUAAAUUUGUGUAUAUGAUUAAGAAAAUUAGCUGGAGGUUACUUGUGACAAAGUUUGUUUUGUCGUUUUGGGCAUAUAUGUGAUGGA
Messenger RNA from Raphanus sativus (radish), 2470 nucleotides. Its product is annotated as pollen receptor-like kinase 3. The transcript is spliced from 2 exons. Bases 432 to 2285 code for a protein of 617 amino acids. Lineage: Eukaryota; Viridiplantae; Streptophyta; Magnoliopsida; Brassicales; Brassicaceae. Gene Ontology annotation, biological process: protein phosphorylation. The record is from RefSeq and is a predicted model, not a curated record. Gene Ontology annotation, molecular function: protein kinase activity; ATP binding; protein binding.